AUGACGCUUCAAAAGCUGCGCACUCUCGUAGCGCAAGGCCGAAAGGCUUUACUCCCAUCCGGCGACAGAAUCUCGAAAAUCCCCGUCAUCGACAUGCUCGCCCACAAUUGGCAUCUCGGACUCACAGCUUUCGGUGGCCCAACAGUACAUUUUCAAAUAUUUCGCGAUUUGUACGUGGCAAAAUACAAAUGGCUCGAUGAUGCAGCAUAUAACGAACUUUUCGCCGUUUCACAAGCACUUUCUGGACCUGCUUCAACGAAAAUGUUAUAUGCGAUUAAUGUUAUGCACUAUGGAUUCUGGACUGGAGUUGCUGCGCUCAUGGUUUGGUCUUUGCCAAUGGCGUUUGCGGCUUUUGGGUUGGGGUUGGGUGUGGGACAGAUUGAAGAUGAACUUCCUGGGCCGGCGUAUGCUCUGUUGAGUGGAUUGAAUAGUGCGACUGUGGGGAUUGUUGCGUUGGCGGGGAUGCAGUUGAGUCAGAAGGCUAUUACCGAUACCACGACGAGGAUUUUGGUCUUUUUUGGGGCGACAGCGGGGAUGUUGUAUAAUGCGCUGUGGUUCUUUCCGGUUUUGAUGGUGGGUGGUGCGUUGACGACGUUGGUGUGGGAUUUGAAGUUCUUGCAGAGAGGUUGGAGGAAGGUCGUGAGGAGGAAGAGGGAGGAGAUCGGAGGAAGUGAGGAUUUGGAGAUGAGGGAUGUUGGUGUUGCCAGUGGUAGUGCUGCGCAAGCGUCCUCUUCUGUGCACCAGCGUAGUGGCGCCAAAGGACCGGAUGAACCUGUUCUGGCCGAGACUGAUUCUCCAUCCGAGCCACAAAGUCGACUCCUCAGGUCUUGGAAGAUCGGAGUGGCUAUCGUGGGUGCUUUCUUCGCCUCCUUCAUCACCGUCAUGGUCUGCCGUGGUAUUUACAGCGGCGACAACAGAGGCUUCGAUCUAUUCUCGAAUCUCUUCCUUGCUGGAACGAUCAUCUUCGGUGGCGGUCCCGUGGUCAUUCCUCUUCUCCGCGACUACAUUGUUGCACCAGGUUGGGUUUCCUCUCGAGAUUUCCUGCUCGGUCUUGCCAUCACUCAAGCUUUUCCAGGUCCAAACUUCAACUUCGCGGUCUACCUUGGAGCUCUUGCCGUCCAAGGCCAAGGCCUACCUGCAUUUGCCGGAUCCUUCAUCGCUUUUGUCGGCAUCUUCACGCCUGGGAUUUGGCUCGUGACUGGUCAGCUGGCAGUUUGGUCCUCAAUACGCAAGAUUCAAGCUGUGCGAUCCGCGCUACGCGGCAUUCACGCCACUGCUGUCGGGCUUGUAUUCACGGCCGUCUAUCGCUUGUUCCAAAUCGGCUACCUGGAUGCUGAUGUUCGAAAUGGUGGCAGCUUGAGCAGAGAUCCCUGGUGGGUCGUGAUUGUGGCUACGGCCUUUGUCGGUGGCAUGCAUUUUCAGCUGUCGCCUCCGCUGGCCAUCCUUCUCGGUGCUGUAAUGGGUCUCAUUUGGUAUGCCAUCGUACGAGCUUGA
Molecule: messenger RNA, 1494 nt
Organism: Cercospora beticola
Lineage: Eukaryota; Fungi; Ascomycota; Dothideomycetes; Mycosphaerellales; Mycosphaerellaceae
Product: chromate transporter
Biological process (GO): chromate transport
Molecular function (GO): chromate transmembrane transporter activity
Source: RefSeq, a predicted model, not a curated record